Messenger RNA from Heterobilharzia americana, 1047 nucleotides. Lineage: Eukaryota; Metazoa; Platyhelminthes; Trematoda; Strigeidida; Schistosomatidae. The record is from the annotation of a GenBank genome assembly.
AUGAAUAAUAUGAAUUAUAACCUGAAUUUAUUCUCCGUAAAUGAAUCUGAUUAUUACAUGAAUCAAGUAGAAGUUAAUCACCCAUGUACAUUCAAUAUUGACUCUUCAUCAACUUCUCAAUGUUCUAUCUUCCCAAAUUUAACAUCAACAUUAUCUGAAUCAAGAUCUACUUCAUGUUGGCCUUCUCCUCUUUCUAUUCCAAGUAGUCAGAAAUAUUCAACAUCAUCAGUUGGAUUUUAUCCUUUAUAUGUUAAUACUCCUAGUAUUUCAAUGAUAGAUGAUUUAGAUCAAAGUAAUGAAUCAUUUACAAACAGCUUAAAUCAUGGAUUAUCAUUUUCAAAAAAUAUAUUUCCUUCAUUACACAAUUCUACGGUACACUGUAAUAAUAAUGUUCAAGAAUCAAAUGAGUCUAGUAUGUCUUGUUUACCAGUAUCUAUGGCUAUUUGUAAUACCUUUACUAGAUGUUCAGAUAGUCGUAAUUUAAACAAUUCUACACCAUUUCCUUCACAAUAUAAUAGACUGUGCAAUCUUAAUACAAAUGAAUUGACAAAUUCAUAUAUAACUGGAACAGAUUUUCAUUUGAUUACUGAUCGUAAUCAACAAUGUCCUUCUGAGAAACAGAAUGUAUCCACUAUACAUUAUUCAGUAUCAUCUAACACCAGUCUAUCUCCAUUAUAUCAGUUGAAUAAUGUAUUCAAUCAAGUUAAUCCAGGUGAAUUUAAUUCAAUGUUCUAUUCACCUUAUUUACAAAAUUCUAGUUCACUUAGUUAUCCACCAACUGGACAUGAUAUAUCUACUACAAAUGAUUUGCAUAAUUCCAAUCUAUUUACUAAUCUAACUCAGUCAUUGAAUCAGUCUUUCAUCCAGCCUACUACUAAUGUAACCCUUGUGAGUAGUAGCAGUAGUAGUAGUUGCAAUACAACCGUACUCAGUACUACAGUUCAUAUAAGUAAUUUAUGUAACACUACUAAUAGUAGUAUCAAUAAUGUGAACAUCUCAUUCCCUAUGAUAUCUACUAAUACAUCUGUAAACUUGUCUGCUACUUGA